AUGAACCCACCCAAUCAAAUCAUAGAUCCAGAUGGUGAGGUGAUCAUAAUACUGCGCAAUGCAGACUGUCCGUUUGCACAACCUUUUGAAAGUACCGCUACUGGUAAAGCCUCUGACAUACCACUGGAGAUACGUAAUGGUCUCCGAAGCACUGUGACAUUGUUCAACUUUUCGACUUUCCGUUUCGAACUGCCCGAACAGCCGCCUCCCGAAGAGAAAGCAAGGAAUAGUAAGGAGAAGAGGAAGAAGAGGAAGAAGGAGAGGGAAUAUAGAGCGGCUCAGGCCACUCUUGAGGAAUAUGCUGCCGAAGAACCUGCUGUCGAAGCAUCCGCUGCCGAUGAGCCUACUGCUGAAGAGCCUGCUGUCGAAGCAUCCGCUGCCGAUGAGCCUACUGCUGAAGAGCCUGCUGUCGAAGAAUCCGCUGCCGAUGAGCCUGCUGUCAAAGAAUCUGCUGCUGAAGGAUCUGCUGCUGAAGAGUCCGUUGCUGAAUUUGGCACACUGAAUCACGUCCGCAUUCAAGUAUCUGCGAAGCAUUUAAUUUUUGCCUCCUCGGUUUUCAAGAAAAUAUUGACUGGGGGUUGGAAAGAAAACAUUACUUACUUGCAGAAGGGCUCAGUGGAAAUCACUACAGAAAGCUGGGAUACUGAAGCAUUUUUGAUUUUACUCCGUGCUAUUCAUGGUCAAUACUACUAUAUACCGCGGAAGCUGACCCUCGAGAUGCUCGCCAAGGUUGCUGUGAUAGCAGACUACUAUGAAUGCAAGACGGCUUUAUUUAUCAUGAAAGAUAUUUGGAUCGAUAAUCUGGAGGAGAGCAUUCCUCCGACAGUUUCUCGAGAUUUGAUUUUAUGGCUAUGGAUUGCCUGGUUUUUUCAACUUCACUCUCAGUUCAAAAGAUCAACUUUGAUUACGAUGUCACAAAGUGACGGCUGGGUUGUUAGCUUUGGACUUCCGAUUCCUGCAAAUGUCAUUGUUUCAAUAAACAAAUGUAGGGAGAAUGCCAUCCACAACUUGGUAAUUACCCUUCAUGAAACACGGGGUGCCUUCUUAGAUGGUACUCGGGGCUGUUGUUUUGAGUGUCGCUCGUUCAUGUAUGGGACUCUAACUAUGCAGAUGCAGUCUAGUAAUCUGCUUUCACCAAAGCCCAAGGCUCCCUUCUUGAAUUUGAAUUACAAUGGUCUGGUGAAAACUAUACUGGCCUUCAGAUCCCCACGGUGGUAUGGCUCGAACACAAGUUAUUCGAGUUAUAGGUCCAGCGAUUUCCACGAUUGCCCCGACGCAUCCUUCGCAUCAUUAUUCGCGAUACUGAAAGAUCCUCUCGAGGGCUUGGAUCUUCAAGAUUUCACGGGAUCAUCAUUGGAGAACGUUUUCCAUGGUGACAUCUGCAUGCAUGAUUGA
Messenger RNA from Penicillium nucicola, 1395 nucleotides. RefSeq lists its product as uncharacterized. The record is from RefSeq and is a predicted model, not a curated record. Lineage: Eukaryota; Fungi; Ascomycota; Eurotiomycetes; Eurotiales; Aspergillaceae. The transcript has 2 exons. The coding region runs from base 1 to 1395 and encodes 464 amino acids.